AUGAUUGAAGGAAUAAGUCAUUUUUGUCAAUCUAAAACUGACGGAGAUGAAGAUAUUUUUCAUUUCGGUCAAUUAUUGCAAUUUAGUAUUAAUUGGAAAACAAAAAAUAAAUUAAUUAAAAUAAAUAAUAUUUUGUGGCCAAAUAUUUUAUUUCGUUUAACUUCUCAAGAUUGUUGGAAUCGUUUAUUUUUAAAUGGAUUUUCAAAUAUUCAAUUACCUACAAAUCCAGGAAUUAAUUAUUUUACUAUUAAAUGUUGGAAGCCUUUUGAUAGUUUUGAUUCAAAAUUUGAAGAAUUACAUAGUAGUCAUUUAGGGGAAAUUAAUUGUUUUGGGGCUUCUGAAAAUUGGGUAAAAAUUAUUUUAAAUGAUUAUUUAUUUUAA
Messenger RNA from Meloidogyne enterolobii, 381 nucleotides. NCBI's taxonomy places the organism in Eukaryota, Metazoa, Nematoda, Chromadorea, Rhabditida, Meloidogynidae. The record is from the annotation of a GenBank genome assembly.